CUUUACUUAAAAUAUAUUACUCACACGCUUUUUUUUUUUUUCUUUAUUUACUUUUUUAUUCAGCAUGACUAAUGUUGAUGUAAUGAAUUCCUCGAUGACUGAAAUUUCUACUUUUACACCUUCUCUUGGACUUCGGUAUUGGAUGAAUAAAAUGAAAAGAACUUCAACACCACAAGAAGAAAUAAACAAAUUACCAGAAACAUCAUCAACCAAAGGAAAUACUGAUAUUGGAAACAAACAAUCUACAAAUGACACACAAAGUGCAGUUAGCAUUUCAGGUAUCACAACAAGUUCUUACUUUGGUAUUGGUUCAGUUCAUGGUGGCGAUAUUGACUCUUCAUUAAGAGUUCAUCAUCAAUGUGCUUCUUCUGAAAGGUCAAGUUUUUUAUCAGAUGAUAUUCAAUCCAAUGCCUCUAUCAAAAGCAAACCAUGGAUAUCCAAAUUGGUGAAUACCUCGGUAAAUAGUCCAACUACUUUUCCUGAUGCAAAUAGCUCCAUAACGAAAGAUACUUCUAACGAUGAUAAAGAAGAUGAUGAUGAUAUCAAUGAUGAAUCUUCUUCUUCGGUGCAAUCAAUAGAGGCAUCCACAACAGAGCCAUCAACAACAGAACCAUCAACGACUCAGACGAGAAAUACUACUGCUACAACGACAACAAAUGAUACAAAAGAACGACGAGGAUCAAAACAAAAUGCAUCACAACGACAAUGGACAGAAAACGAAUUACCUCCUCGUCCUUUAGGUAGAAUCAAGGCUGGUCUUGGUCGACUGAUAGGACGUGAACAUUCAUCAACUACCUCCUCAUCUGACCACCAUGGAACUGUUCUUUAAUCAUAUAUUCCCAAUCUUUCUCUCUAUCAAUGCACGUACACGGUCAUGCUCAAAUAUAUUUACAUACAUACACAUACAUACAUCUUUAUCACACACACACAUAUAUUCAUGAUUAUUGCCAAUGUUUCUUAUUCAUCAUAGUACCGUAUUUUAUUUUAUUCCAUAUUUUUCUCUAUUCUAUAUCAUCAUAAGUAUAUUAUUAUCAUAUUUUUUUUUCUUUCUUUCUUUUGACAGCACUUGAAUAAUAAAAACUUUUUUUCAAUAAAAUUCUUUUCUUUAUUAAAAAAGU
Halteromyces radiatus is the source of this 1118-nucleotide messenger RNA. RefSeq lists its product as uncharacterized. NCBI's taxonomy places the organism in Eukaryota, Fungi, Mucoromycota, Mucoromycetes, Mucorales, Cunninghamellaceae. The coding region runs from base 65 to 829 and encodes 254 amino acids. The transcript has 2 exons. The record is from RefSeq and is a predicted model, not a curated record.